GCCAAUAACAGUAAUCCUGGGCUAGGAGUACAUUCAUUUUGGGCUUGAGCAUGAUGGGCCUUUUGGAAGACAGACCUGCCUCCAUGAUGACAUGGACUAAUCUUAUUAGAGGGGAUUUUUUCCUUCCACAUUUUGCCCCCAAUUCCUCUUUAAUUGGACUACGGCUCCUAAUUAAAGGAGAAUUGAAGUUGUGCAGUUACCACUUUUCGCACGAGGCAUUUCCAUUUUUGUCUAUUGUUAUUCUGACUCAAGGACUUCUUCAAGACUUGCUUUUGUUCUCACUGCGCUUAUUUCGUCCUUCGCGUUCUUCACAUUCUCAUAUCUCUAGGUUAGUUUUUCUUCUCCUUAUUCCAAUUUUGCAUUAUGAGUACUUCGACUACUUUUGAACUUAUAGAAAUCGUGGACUCUAAGUCCACACCCUUGUCUUCCCCUAAUCUCAUUAGGGUUCCUCCUCCUAAGGUUUCGAACUUCUUUAGGUCUGCAAAUGACUCAGCUAAUCAGCCGGAUGUUUCUCCAAUCCAGGCUGAGACAUCCACCUCUGGGUCUGACAGUAUUUUUACUAAGGAAGAAAGAGAUGUAAUUUUAUUUAUUCGUCGUAUUAAGUUUUCCAUUGAAUCCGUAAUGGAAGAUUUUGAGAUUCCCGAGGGGGUAGAAAUUGUAGAAUACCCCAAGGGUACCGAUUUUUGUGCCGGCGAGGGCGUCGAGGAAGACUAAAUGUUGGGCAUCUCAAUGCUCUUAGAUUCCCCCUUCACCCUUUUUACCAUUUAAUUUUUAACAAAUUAGGGAUUGCACCCCUACAAGUAAACCCUAACUUCCUUCGAAUAAUCUCGGCACUCCUAAUUCGCUGAUGGCUGGAGAGUCUUGACCUGACUCUGGCUAACUUGCUGAUUACUACACUAUUUCUAAGCAUGGAACCAAACCUGGUUGCUUCUAUUUUACCUCUCCCUUGCACCAGAGGAUAUGUACAGACCUCCCUACUUUUGAAAAGAAGUGGAAAGAGAGGAUGAUAAUUGUUAAAAGGAGAUGGGCCGUACCUCAAUCGAGCAAACUCCCAAUCCCACACAAGUUCGGGAAGUUAGGUAUAGAAUAUCCCCCCUCUCUUCAUAAAGAUUGUUCUGGCCGUUUCCCAUGUCGAGUCUUAUUCUUUUGGUAUAUUUAUGAGUUUCUUGGUGAUUUUUCAGUGACAUUCCCCUCCUCUGCUACCAAGAAGAGGCUUUCCUUUCUGGAAGAGCAGGUUUGGAAAGAGCCUCCUUCUGUUGAGGACUUACUUAUCUCCUCAAACCUUAAAGCAAUUGCUUCUAGAGCCGUAACUGCAAACCUCAUGGACCUCUUACUCCCCUCUUUUGAUAGCUUCCCAAUGACUAGGGAAGAAAAGCAAAGGGCUGAAGCUUUAAAGAGAAAGGCUGCAGAGAGUGCCCCAUUGACUAUAUUGCACUCAAAUGAAUAAGAGAAGGAGAUUGAUGAAAUUCCUCUGCAUAAGAAGGCGAGGUUGACUUCUUCUUCAACCAUGAAAUCCAAGAGUGCUUCCAAUCCAAAAAGUAAAGGAAAGAAGGCUAAGGAGACUGAUCCUGAAGAGGAGGUCAAAGCUUAUGUCCUGGCUGAGGCUGGGGCACCUUGGACUCCUUCUUUCUCGAGGGCUGACAAAUCAGUCCUCCAUACCGGUUAUUCUAUGAUCACUGACCCAUCUGCGGCGCUGGCUGUUGCUCGGGGAAUGUGGCUCCCCAAAGAUGAAGAGAUUAUUGGUAGAAUGGGAUUGGAACAGCUACUCCCUUCUGCCCCAGUUCGUACCAUAGAGGGCCUGUAUCACACCAUGGCUCUUUGUGCCACUGUUGAGGCUCAAUCUUUCUCCCUUCAGAAGCUGGAGAAUGACCUCAACAAUUCUGAGAAGAAGGCAUUUCAUGCCAUUGCGAAUGCACAAAUUGCAUACGAAGAUAAGGAUGUUUAUAAGAAACGUCUGGCUGCUUCGGACGCGAAAGUGGAGUUACUGGAGGCUGAGGUUCAACGUUUGAACGAUGCCCUUAGCACCUACAUCAUUGCAGGGAGGCAAAUGCAGGGGCGUUACUCCAGUUUAGUGUGCUUGUCUAUCGCCAAGGCCUACAGGUCCGGCUUUAAUCAAGGUUCAGACAAGAAAACAACAGAUCCUGAGGCUUUUGAUGCUCAUAUGGUGGUAUCUUUCCCCUAUGAUGAGAGUCCGAAGGCUCAGGAAGUUGAAGUGCUCUUUGUCGAGAUGGUGAAGGCUCAUCCUGAAGUCCCUCCGGCUCCCAAUGCACCAACUCCUGCAGUUGCUCCUGGCCCUUCAAUUCCUCCAACUUCGAGUCCAGCUAUGGUGGACGCUUUUGAAUCUGCUUUGUUUGAUCCGAAGAGGAAGUAGGAUCAUGUAACCUCAUUUUUUGUAAUGAAACACUUUUUGGAAUAAUAUAACUAUGUUUCUUAGGAUGUGACGCAUUAAUUUUGCUUCGACUGAAUAUUCUUUAAUACCUUUAGCACACACUUUGUUGAAUGUGAACAUUUUAAGGAAAGCUCCCUACCCGAGGGUUCCACAUUUGUUAUAGUCCGAAGCAAAAAUAAAUAAGAUGCUAAGAAGGGAUCUCCUUUGACAGUUUACCUGAUAUCGGAGGAUUGUUUUUCCCUUUUAUGAUUUAACCGUCAAGGGAACCCUUCUUGAAAUGGAUUUAUGUGAAGUAAAUAUGUAUAUACUUGUUUCUUUUUGUAUUUUUUCAAUGUGGGACAACCUUGUGGCUCAUACUAUUGAGCUUAGAGCUAGUGAGUAUGAC
This is a messenger RNA of Cornus florida, 2774 nucleotides long. RefSeq lists its product as uncharacterized. The transcript has 2 exons. The record is from RefSeq and is a predicted model, not a curated record. The coding region runs from base 1508 to 2371 and encodes 287 amino acids. Lineage: Eukaryota; Viridiplantae; Streptophyta; Magnoliopsida; Cornales; Cornaceae.